CUUGCGUCUGGGAACUACAGGGCGAUGUUCCUGGGUUAUGCAUGUCUGUUCCUGAUCGCUUUUAUCCUAAAGGCAUGGGGAAAGUGGAUUACAGGGCAAAAACUUUGUCCUGGCAAGAGAAACAUCGCCACCCACCCACUGUGGCACACAAAGUUUGGGUCUCAUGGCCCCUGAGUCCACCCUUCAGAGCAGAAGAGCAGAAAAGGAAGAUGCAUGGGGCCACUCUUCCUUGCUUCCAUCCUGCUGGGGGCCCCUCCCUUCCAGGAGCAUCUCCAGGCUGCGGGUUGUUUUCCUUUGAAAAGGUUCCGUUCUUGCCAUGGAGACCGAGGGUUCUGAGAAGCCUCAAGUCAGUUGGCGCUGGCAUUGCCUUCCUGAGCACCAAGAUGGGCAGAGAGCACUCCAGACAGCUCCCACUGAGGCCAGCCGGGAGCGAUGCCUCUGCGCCAGAAGUCCCUCCGCGUGCCCCCCGAUGGACGGCCCUGGACUCGUGGUUCAGGAAGGUCAGGACGAGGCGCUCGCUUCGCCGCGUGAGCCCCGAAAACGUAGCUGUUCCUGUGGAUCCUCCAAGUCCUCCGGAGACACAAGGAACGCGCACGGAGGCGCCCUCUCCCCGGACGCUGAUAAUUGAAGUGAGGCCAGCGUCCAAGUUUCUGGGGAGAGAGAAGCUCCCCUGGGAGGCUAGCAGCCUUCAGGCGGAGCGUAAGAACCAGACCUCAGAGAGUGCAGAGAGCAGCUUCCUCUCGGAGCAAAUCCUGACUUCACCAAAGGACAAACAACCCAUAGAGUUGGGUUCAAAGGAAGUUGGGAUCCCUUCGGAGGUCCUGGAGGAGGGGGCGGCCCGGGCCCUCGAUACAGAGAGUGUCCAUGAGCCCCCUCUGAAGACAUUGACGGACUCCGAAGCGGCAACGCUGGCUGACAUCCCCAGCCUGGAGGAUGAGGUGUGGGACCCUCUCCCCAGUACAAGCAGCUCCGUAGGACCCGGCGAAGAUGAAGAUCCUGCCCUGCACCCGAGGAGAUGGUCCUCCCUGGACCCAGAACAGGCAAAACAACACCUACACCAUCUUUGCCUGCUGGUCUGCAGUUCCUCCUCUGCAGAGGUCACGCAGGCAGUGGAUUACGUGGCCCGAAAACAUCUAAAGAUGGCCACGGACCACUUUCUGGAGUCCGGCGGGAGGGCAUGUGGUGAAUUAGUAAGCGCCGUACUCAAUUCACCAUAUUGUUGCCUGGAAGCGGCGCUGGACCUGUUCCUGGCCAAGGUAAAGGAGGGACCUUGGCUGGCCCAGGAGGGCGAGGAACAGGGCAGCCCUACUUUUGAUGCGGUCACGGCAAGAGCGACGCGGGCCAUCGGCGGGAUCGUCAGACACAUCAGGGACAGCACGCGCCUGGAGGGGUGGUUCCUGGAGCUUCUGCUCGCCUUGGUGACCAACUUCAUCGAGGUCACAAGGCCUGGGUUGGAGGCACCCAGCAGGAACCGGAGCAACAGCUACGUUCCUCCAGAAGAACUGGCGAAUAUCAUCAUCGUGCUAGUGAAGAGGGUGGCACCGAAGUCCUUCAACAGGACCUCCGAGUGGAUGCUAGAAGACGACCCAAGCAUCUGCCCUGAGGGGAUAGCCCUCCAGUUGCGGAGCCUCCUCAAGUCCUCCUCCUCCCUAGUCCAGCACCUGCAUUCCAUCUGGGAGAAAGAAGCGCCGCUGGAGCAUUCGGCCGGCGUGGUGGCCUUCUACGUCCAGCUGCUGAAGAUCGGCCAGCGCCCACACUCCUCGGAGAAGACCUGGGCACUGCUGACGGCCUGGCUUCAACAUCACAGCCUGGCCGUCCAACAUCAGAGCAGGCAGGGCCUUCUCCUGCUCUGCGAGACAUACUGGGAGACCAUGGGCCUUCAGGAACUCCUAGACGGCAUCAUCGGCGGAAUGCAAUCACCGCACACUAACAUCGCCAUGGAGUUCCUGAACCUGGCUGGCCAGCUGGAGCCCCUGCUGCAUAUUGAAGACCGGGCCCUUGCGAAGGUUCACCUAACUGCCACAUGCCGCCGCCUCUUCCACCAUGAGGCGGCCAACAUCCGAACGGCAGCCCUCGAAUGCUUCCGGCAUUUCAUCUGGCGCCCGGGACAUCCUCUUCAGGAGCGUCAAACCAUCAGUGACCUCCUGGUGGUGCUGAUGCAUGUGGAGGAUGAGGAUGAGGAGGUGGCCAAGACUGCGAGGGAGACCCUCAGGGAGGCGGCGGACGUCCUGAAUUGGCACCUGAAGGACAGCGUUCUGGCGGAGGACACCUUCAGCUUGCAGGAGCUGCUGCAUAAGAUCUCCAAGCGCCUGAUCCAUCAUUGCCGCCCCAGGAAAGAGUUGGAGGAACAGGUGUAUGGCUGCCUCCGUAUCUUUAAAAGCCAACGUCCAUCGGCUAGAAAGGUGGCAGCCAUGUUAGUCGGCCACAUUCUGCACAAGAACUACAAGAUGUGUGCCGACAGGAACCUCUACACCUACCACGCCUGGCUGAUCAACCUCCUUGAAGACCGUGACCCUGAAGUCAGGCGAGUUGGCAGGGAGACUAAGACCAUCCUUGCCAGGGUCACUGCCCUACACCACCGACACGGGCUGCGGGCUGCUCUUCGGCGCUUGGCGGCUCCCUGCAGGCGGGAGAGGUACCCCCCAGAGUACGCCAAGAGGCCACCCGCCUGAUGGACUGGAACACCACAAUCCCACGAGCGCCCGCCCGGAACACCUCCGCUCCAGCUGUGCCGCAUCACCAAAGGGAAGUAGCGUUCAGGAGGUGGGAGUCUGCCCAGCCCUGGCCCAGGGAAGCCCUGCCCCCCCCCCCACACACACACACAGAGAAGCCCCGCUCCCAUUCUGGGCCCCAUUGUCACCCUGGGGCCCUUGGGAGCAGAGCAGAGCAGAGAAGGAAGACCACCUAGGCCCCUCUGCUGUGCUCUGUUCUGUUCUUUUCUGUGUGGGAUUUGGGGGCCUGGAGGGGAGGGGCCACCACCUGCACCCUGGGCCUUCCUCUUCCACCUGGGCUGGGCCCCUGCCUCCUUUGACCUACGCCCCCUCCCUGACCCCUCCCUCUCGGCCUGGGAUGCCACCACCGCCCCCUCCCUCCCUCCCUUCUCCAAGGUGGCAUCCCACCAAGGGCGCUUCUCCCUCCCUCUUGCCCACCCAGAUGUGCCGCCCCUCCUCCCCUCCCUCCUCCUUCCCCCCCAAACAACCCCAUUGCCCCCUCCUCUGUCCCCACAACAUCCAAAGGGUCAAGGGGAGGGGCAGGGGGUCUCAGCCCCUCCAUCUGUCCAGGCAUCUCGGGAGGCUCAGCUCCAUUUGGGGAAAGGUGGCCAUUUCUCCAUCCAUGGUGCUGUGUCUCCCGAUGGGCUGAGAUCCCCCUUGGGUUCCCCUUGCCCCCCCCCCCCCCGCCUCUCUGCUCACCUGGAUUCACCCGGAAGGAGGCCUGGCUGCUGGGAGCCAAUAAGGAGGAGGAGGAGGGGUGGCGGACUCUAUUGACACCACUCUGCGCUUCUUGCAGGGCCACUCCAGAUGGAUGAAGAAAGGGACAGUGACCUUCGUGGGAACACCGAGGGACACACCAUCAAAGGACCCUGGUCAUCGAGGGACAUGCCAUCAAGGGACCCGGGCCCUGACCUUCGAGGGACCAUGACCACCGAGGGACAGUUGACAUCAAAGGACCCUGGUCAUCGAGGGACGUAACAACAAGGGUGCCGGGCCCUGACCUUCGAGGGACCGUGACCAUCGAGGGACACGUAACAUCCAUGGACCCUGACUGGUGCCUGCAGGAAGAAGACAGAAGACAGGACUUCUUUAUUUGUUUUAUUGUUAAAUUUUAAAAUGUGUAUGUACUUUUUUAAAAAUGUGUAUGUGCUGUUUUUAAAAUGUGUAUGUUUUUAAUAUAUUUAUUAUUGUCUUGUGUGGGAGAGGAUUCCACUCCCCUGCGAAAGCGCCGCUCUUCCCCUUUGGCUUCUAGGGCUGCCUCCUGUGAAUCCAGGGCUGGCCGUGGAGGGAGGGAGGCCCAGGCCUCUCUUGCAGCGGAGGGUUCCCAAGGCCCUCCUCCCUCCUCUGCAAACCCCAGGACUCACAGCCCAGCGCCGGAGGGGAAGAGCCGCCCUUGAGCAGCUCAGUGAAAGAAACCCCCCACUCUCGGUUUAUUGUAAUUUAAAAUUAUAUCAUUAUAUUAUUUAAUGUAGAAUUAGAAUAAAUGUAAUACUUUAUUUUUAAUUUAGCAUUUUCCAUAUUAUUUAAUGUGUAAUUAGAAUAAAUAUAGCCUUUUCCUUUUAAUUUAGCAUUUUCCAUAUUAUUUAAUGUGUUAUUAGAAUAAAUAUAACCUUUUCCUUUUAAUUUAGCAUUUUCCAUGAAUUCCUUUGGGGAGGGAGACCCAAACUCAGGCCCCAUCAACACUGACCCUUUCAUGCAGGUUGAACUGCGUAUGAGGCUGGGUUUAAACUGCCUUCUAUCCCAGGACCUGAUCCCAGAUUGUCUGCUUAUUAUGAGUCUGGGAAAAACAGAUAGUCUGGGAUCAGAUCCUUGGAUAUAUAGGGCAGUAUAGAUCCAACCUGAAUAUAUUAUACAGUUCAAACUGCAUGAAAUGACAGUGUAGAUAAGGCUGUCGGCCCCAUCUAAACUGCCAUAUAAUCCUGCUUCAGAAUGCAUAUUAACUGUAUUUCAAAAUGGAUUAUAUGGCAGUUUAGACAAGGCCUAAGAAGAAGAAGUUAGAGAAGAUGAUAGUACUAAAGUUUAGGGGAGAUCGACACUGUCCUAUUUCACAGGAUCUGAUCCCAGAUUAUCUGCUUUAAACUGGAUUAUUUGAGUCUACACUGCCAAAUAAUCUGGGAUCAGAUCCUGGGGUAAGGGGCAGUGUGGAAGGGAAUGUAGUUGGUGCAAAUAUAGUCCUGGGCUUACAGUGGGGGAAGGCCCAGGCUUCUCUGGCGGAGGGUUCCCAAGGCCCUCCUCCCUCCACUGCAAAUCCUAGGACUUUCAGCUCAGCGUUGGAGAAGAACUGCCCUUGAACCGAACGAUGAGAGUAUCCCUUAUGCUCUGUUUUUUGUAGUUUACCUUCUAUGAUUGUAUCGUAUAAUGUUGUAGUAUUUAAUAGAAUAAAUGUACUGCUUUAUUUUUAA
Messenger RNA from Anolis carolinensis (green anole), 5113 nucleotides. RefSeq lists its product as uncharacterized. NCBI's taxonomy places the organism in Eukaryota, Metazoa, Chordata, Lepidosauria, Squamata, Anolidae. The transcript has 22 exons. Bases 42 to 2672 code for a protein of 876 amino acids. The record is from RefSeq and is a predicted model, not a curated record. Gene Ontology annotation, cellular component: cytoplasm.